This is a messenger RNA of Penicillium olsonii, 1869 nucleotides long. The record is from the annotation of a GenBank genome assembly. Lineage: Eukaryota; Fungi; Ascomycota; Eurotiomycetes; Eurotiales; Aspergillaceae.
AUGGCUGUCGAACACGCUCGCUACCGGCCAACUACGCCGCCACGUCUUCCUCUUGAAGAGUACAUCGGCUCUGGGCGUAGUCGCCAUGCCUCCACUUCGUCUGUCUAUUCGGGCGAGUCAUCUCCCUGGUCUACAGUCACCGGCAAUACCAGCCCUGCUACCUCGCCAACUAGACAUCAUCAUGGCCCGGCUCUACUGCCUAAGAUUCGACCUCAGGAUGUUGUCGUUGAGCCUGUUUCCAAUGGUGGACCUCUGCGUCACCGUCGAGUUCUUUCGAACACUCGAAACCCACCUGGCUUCAUGCCGUACCCACCAAGCCGGCCAUCCACCAGUCGUCAAAAGCGCGAGAUUCUUGAUCGCCUGACAUUGGCUUCUCCGGUAUCGCCUUUACCAAUGGCCGUUCAGGGUAGCUGCUCUGCCUUGUCAUCGCCAGUUACUCUCACCCCGUCAUUCAAGCGGAAAACAGGCGGCCACUCGCGCUCAGUCUCGGCCUCUGGCGUUGAUGCCGAAACCAUCAGCCGCUAUGGCUAUCCCACCUACCGUGAACUCCCCAAAUACAUGCCUCAGAUGCAGGCUCAAACGACACCCACAACACCUGUCACUCCAGUCACUCCAAAUAUUGUGCUUUACCCGUCCUACCCGCAACGACUAAGUGGCCCAGCGCCCCUAUGCACGAAUCCAUUGACCGUCCCCAACCCUCACUAUUACCGAUCAUCCGCUCAGCCUUCACCUGCCUUGUCCAGUCCUCAAGAGGACCUGCCACAGUCGACGACCCUGCUUUCCUACCUCACCCGCUCUAUCCAGCCAAUCAACCUAGUGCGCAACGUAAGUGUAGUUCCAACUCGCGGCAUGCACGACUAUUUCUGGUGGGACAUCCGCAAUUUGCGCAGCUGGAAAUCCUUCUCCCUGGCCAAUUUCGGCUCCCUGGACAGUUGCCUCAUCCAGCUCCUCAGAACCGAGAUUCCGGGCCACCGCACACCCGCCGUGACAGUAUCACCGGCCUCUCUAGCCCCGGAAUCCGAGCCAGCCCUUGUCUCGCUGAUUCGAGACUUAUAUGCCCCGAGAGUCAAUGCCGCAUUGGCUGUUUCUCAGGGCGAUGACCACCUCCAGCUGUACGCUGCACCCGACGUCCGAAACACAGGACACAAAAACCACGGCCAUCCCCAUUUUUUGGCCAACUACGCCUCCGAUACAGAGCAUACAAGUGCCGGUCUUCCCCGCGGCCGAUUAGUGGGGAUAGUCAAAUCCUUCGAUCGCUGGAACACCGGUAUGCGAAACGAAGCCCCCCAUCGUCGCGUCGAGUACCUCAACGGUUUAGCCCACCUCCAACGCUGCAUGCGAGAACACUCCUGCCGAUAUGGCUUCAUCAUCACGGAAAUCGAACUCGUCUGCGUGCGCGCAGGCUGCGACACAGGCGAUGAUGUCCCCUAUUUUGGAUUCCUGGAGAUCGCCGCCUCAAUUCCUCUCAAAACCGCUUCGACUGGCCUGCGCCGCGAUUGUCCUCUCGCAACGCCUAUUAGCGCGCGCUCAUUCUCAUCCUCCUCCUCUACUUCUUUUCCUCCUGAGUCUCCAAUCGUCGAGGACACAGAUGAUGUUCCGAUGACUGCUAGUCUAGCAUUGUAUUUCUUAUUGAUGCUUUCCCGCUCUUCUCCGCUUCCGAACCAGCCCUCUGCUCAUCUCAACGUUGGUGGGCCUGGUGCGUUGACUCGUCAACGAAUUCUGUCCGAGCCCAAGGAUAAAUGGAUCCCGGAGCCGCAGAUUGGGGAGCGUCGGGAUGCCAAAAGGGUUCGAGGGUGGGUUUGGCCCAUGGAUGCUUGGCACCGGCGAGAGGGAGGUGGUGCCCCGAGAUUGAGGGAGAAGAAGAAGUGA